Molecule: messenger RNA, 2053 nt
Organism: Cyprinus carpio (common carp)
Lineage: Eukaryota; Metazoa; Chordata; Actinopteri; Cypriniformes; Cyprinidae
Product: mitogen-activated protein kinase 11-like
Exons: 11
Coding region: 267-1376 (369 amino acids)
Biological process (GO): protein phosphorylation; intracellular signal transduction
Cellular component (GO): cytoplasm; nucleus
Molecular function (GO): ATP binding; MAP kinase activity
Source: RefSeq, a predicted model, not a curated record
ACACACACACACACACACACACACGCAUCACAGACGGUUCCUCCCAUUUCUGGCAAAUAGAGGGACUAAAGUCGGCUGCCUCCACACAUAAGCAUAUCUCUCUGGCGGAUACGUUAAUGUUUUACUGACAGUUUAGUAAUAAAGAGCGUCGUUUUAAACGGAAGAGAUGUCGACAAGACCGGGAUUCUACCGGCAAGAACUAAACAAGACUGUCUGGGAGGUGCCAGAACGGUACCAGAAUCUCACACCGGUUGGAUCGGGGGCAUAUGGCUCAGUAUGGUGAGUCUAGCAGCUCAGCAUAUGAUGUGCGCCUUCGUCAGAAAGUGGCCGUCAAGAAGCUCUCCAGGCCUUUCCAGUCCCUCAUCCACAGCAGAAGAACGUACAGAGAACUGAGACUCCUCAAACACAUGAAACAUGAGAAUGUUAUUGGACUGCUGGAUGUUUUCACUCCAGCAGCUUCUCUUGAAGAAUUCAAUGAGGUAUAUCUUGUGACCAACCUGAUGGGAGCCGAUCUCAACAACAUUGUCAAAUUUCAGAGACUUUCAGAUGAACAUGUACAAUUCCUCAUUUAUCAACUUCUCCGGGGCCUUAAGUACAUCCAUUCAGCUGGGCUGAUCCACAGAGACUUAAAGCCAAGCAAUGUAGCGGUGAAUGAAGAUUGUGAACUCAGGGUGAGAAAAACUCUCCUUUUGAUUCUUUUGCAGUCUAUACACAGAAAAUACCUGAAUUACCACAGUGCAUUUCUUUUGUUAAUUUUUAUAUUUUUUAAUCAAAACUGUCAGAUCCUGGAUUUUGGAUUAGCCAGGCAGACAGAUGAUGAGAUGACGGGUUACGUGGCGACUCGUUGGUACCGAGCACCUGAGAUCAUGCUCAACUGGAUGCAUUACAACCAGACAGUGGAUAUCUGGUCUGUCGGAUGCAUCAUGGGUGAACUUCUAAAGGGGAAGGUUUUGUUUCCUGGCAACGAUUAUAUAGAUCAGCUCAAGAGAAUCAUGGAGGUUGUAGGCACUCCUACGCCUGACGUUUUGAAGAAGAUAUCCUCCGAACAUGCUCAGAAGUACAUCCAGUCUCUUCCACACAUGCCUCAGCAGGACCUGGAGAAGAUAUUUAGAGGAGCAAAUCCUCUGGCGGUUGAUCUGUUAAAAAAAAUGCUGGUGUUAGACUGUGAUGGGAGGAUUUCAGCCAGCGAAGCUCUGUGUCAUUCGUACUUUUCCCAAUACCACGAUCCUGAAGAUGAACCUGAGGCACCUCCGUAUGAUCAGACCCCUGAGAGCAAGGAUCGCACGCUGGAGGAGUGGAAGGAGCUGGUGUUUGAGGAAGUUAGCAAUUUUAAAGAUCCUCCCAAUAAACCUGAAAGUCUUCAGGCUGAACAAUAAAACUGAGCGUAACUACAAUCCAGGUAGAUGCCACUGUCUGUCUUUCAAACAUACAAACUACAGGACUGGUGGACAUACUGUAUGAACAGCUUGCAGUCCAACCAGAGACGAUGACUAUGUAUUUCCAAGGCAUGAUGCCCUUCCUGUAUGUGGGUGUGUGUUCAUACACACUUAAUUAAGAGCAAAACACGACUGGUAUUGUUUGAACAUAGACAAUGUAUUAAUAUUACAAGGUGCAUGUUGUGUGUAUGUGUGCAGAGUUGUGUUUUGAGUGUUUUUUUAUAUUUGAUGUGAGACAGGUGAAGCAGGGUAUGGUGUCUUUCAUAUGAAACCAAAACAAACUAAGCAGGAGGAGGAGAAAAAUGUGUUUACAAUAUUGGAUGGAGUAGGAUGUGUGUCUUAAAAAGCUCAUAUAUGCAUCAAUGUACAAAAGUCUCUGCAUAAAACUGAAUCAGUUACAUAAUCUGUCUUUACUCGUUUUGCAUCCGCAAGGCUAUCUGAAUAUAACAUACCUCAAAUGCAUCAUGUGUGUUCGCAUGGAACACACCUCAGGUGAAAAAGAAGUGAUUAAUAGUUGUUUAGUUACAGAAAACAUAUGGUGGUGGUAAAUCCCAUCCCAGCCACAAAUACUGUCUUUUCUUAACAAAAGGUUGAAAUAAAGGUUAACUAUUAGUUUA